Hypanus sabinus (Atlantic stingray) is the source of this 3060-nucleotide messenger RNA. RefSeq names its product charged multivesicular body protein 2a. The coding region runs from base 174 to 833 and encodes 219 amino acids. Gene Ontology annotation, biological process: endosome transport via multivesicular body sorting pathway; late endosome to vacuole transport; protein transport. The record is from RefSeq and is a predicted model, not a curated record. Gene Ontology annotation, cellular component: ESCRT III complex; multivesicular body. The transcript is spliced from 6 exons. NCBI's taxonomy places the organism in Eukaryota, Metazoa, Chordata, Chondrichthyes, Myliobatiformes, Dasyatidae.
CAGCCGGCCUCACGACCGCACGAGCUCUCGGGACGGGUGCGCCGCCCGUGGGACGAAAGUGAUUUGUUAUUGUGGGAUGACGUUAUUCUGACGUCGCCGGCAACAACAGGAAACGGUUCUGUGAGUCGGACGGGGGUCUCCGCGUCCCCAGUGAAAGAGUUCAGUGAAGCACCAUGAAUGCCAUAUUCGGAAGAAGAAAGACCCCGGAGGAGAUGCUCCGGCAGAACCAGCGGGCGCUGAACCGGGCCAUGAGGGAGCUGGACCGCGAGCGAACGAAGCUGGAGCAGCAGGAGAAGAAGAUCAUUGCGGACAUCAAGAAAAUGGCCAAACAGGGGCAGAUGGAUGCAGUGAAAAUAAUGGCAAAAGACUUGGUGCGAACGCGUCGCUAUGUGAAGAAGUUCAUUAUGAUGAAGGCAAACAUCCAGGCCGUGUCACUGAAGAUCCAGACUCUGAAAUCGAACAACACCAUGGCCCAGGCCAUGAAAGGAGUCACCAAGGCCAUGGCUACCAUGAAUCAACAGCUGAAGUUGCCUCAGAUUCAGAAGAUCAUGAUGGAAUUUGAGAAGCAGACAGAGAUCAUGGACAUGAAAGAGGAAAUGAUGAAUGACGCCAUUGAUGAUGCCAUGGGCGAUGAAGAUGACGAAGAAGAGAGUGAUGCUAUCGUGUCUCAGGUCCUGGAUGAACUUGGACUGACCCUGACUGAUGAGCUGUCUAAUCUGCCAAGCACUGGAGCAUCACUCAGUGUCGCUGCCGGGAAAAAGGCAGAGCCGGCUGUCUUGGAAGACGCAGAUGCUGACCUGGAGAAACGGCUGAAAAACCUCCGCAAGGACUGAGUGGGUCGCCACGUGGUUGUUUUAAAAAUUUAAAUUAGCUGUAUAAUAUAGACUGCACGGAGCGAUUGUGAUUUGGUAUUUCUUUUGGUUUGUGGGAGUGAUCGCCAAGUUGGUACAUCUGGGGAGGGAGGGGGUAGCAAUGGGCAGGACACACCAACUUAAGAACGAGGAAAUCUAAGUGAAUCCACUAUAGCUGGGAGUCAGUGGCAGAGAGAGUUGGAGCCUUGUUGGUUGCCAGUGUCUAUUAUUCCCAAGUCUUUAUUUUUCUUUAAUCAUCCUUUACCAGUGUUGUAUUAAUGCUCACCAAAGUUUCGGGCGAGGAGCACUCCAAAUUCAAACCCACCUCCUCCCCACCAACACUUUAAAGGAAGUAUUUAAAAAGCACCUGUGAUUUUGGAUCCUUUGGAGGGAGAUGAGCAAAUUCGUUUCGUUGCAGAGGCUGGAGGAACGUGAGGGUGAACACAAAUUUCUUGGUGGUUGUAACACUAUUGGGACUGGCUUGUGCCGAUUCACGUUGAGCUUUAUGGCCACUGGCUCAACGUGGACUAUGUAUAUUCCCACUCUUGGUCAUACACCGGACUGCACCUCCUCUAACUCCAGUAAAAAUACAUCAGCACUUGGACCCAUGCCAACUACUCAUCUCGGCUGGGAGAAGGAGUAGAGGGACGUUGUAGCCCACCCGGUCACUCGGGCAUUAAGGCUGACUGAUUAUUUUUAAAAAUCACUUAGUUCCGAGGAGAUUUGUAUGCCGUGAGGUGAGCACUAGACCCAAAGAAAGAGCGGUUCCAACCUAAUGCUGGUGCAUCUAAUCCUGUUCCAGUGGGGUGACUGGAAAUGACAUUCUAUGUGCAAUUAAAAAUCUCAGCUCACUCUUCACUUUGUCAACUUUGUCCUUUGUACAUUCUUCUGCCAAUGUUGAUUAUGGAGUGUACCGAUCCAUUGUAUUGUCCUGGUACAGGGCCACCACUGCUAAGACAGUGUCAUUACAGCGUGACUUGCUUACGUGGCUAGAUUCCAUGGUAAAAAGGGACAGAGUUUAAUAAAUAUGAGAAUAAAAUAAAGUUGGCCUGGGUUACAUUGCAAUAGCUUGUUCUAAUUCUACUCCCAUCUCUAACUCCAUUCACAUGAUGUGGUCACUCCUCAAUGUUGUGCUUUGGCUGCUAUUGAAUCAAUGAAUUGCUGACAAGGAUGUACAAGUAGCAAGUGAAUCCCAGGCUGUGACGAGUGUAACUCCCGGCGUUGCCUGGUUAAGACGUGCCAUGGCGUUGUCUAUACUAGGUCUGCACCCUUUCAGCCCAGUUCUGCUACCCUGGAGUUGGUUCUGCAAACCUGACUCCCCCCACGCAUUGCAGACCCUGCCCUCGGCCUCUCCAGACAGAAUUGUAGGAGUUUUCUUUUAGUGUUCAAUUGCUGCUUGCGGUGGACGGUGUGCAGGAGAGCUUGAAGGCAGCUUGAAGGCCCGAGUCAUUUUGCUGGGCUGCUCCCAGAAGACUGCAGACUCCUGUGCAUGUUCCUGCCCACUGGCUGGCCAUCCCUGCUCAGUGCUGUAUAUUAUCAACACCCAGCUUGUUGCUCACUGACUGAAACAUUAAAAACCGAGCGACGCAAGAUGAUGGAGAGAAUUUUCAGCAGUGUUUGAACCAUAAGGUGAACAGGUAGUUUGCCCUCAGUUUGUCUAUCGUUCAAAAGAAUGUACUUGAAGCAAAUCUGUUGUUAUAUCCUCGAUAUCAACAACCCACUGGUUGAGCUUGGAAGUGACUGAGCAAGUGUGACACAGUAUCAGAAGCCGCUGUUGUAUCUCUUCAUUAGUGUUCCCUGUCUCUGUAGGAGUGCCUAAGGAACUUCCAUUAUCCCUGCAAUCUAUCUUGUGAGCUUGUCUCUACCACAAGAUUUCACUUGCUCAUGGGGAGGGAACCUGUGGAGUCCAUGGUGUAAAGAUGUUCAGCUUCUAGCAUGGCUAAAAAUGAAAUCUUGUAAAAUAACUUCUAUGCAAGUGGCCAUUAUGAUGCACUUUUGUUGAAUCACAUCAUUCUUGAAGAGAGCCUACAUAAAUGUGUGUGUGUGUGUCGAAUCUCAGGAGAUGAGUGUCAGGGGCAAUGUGCAGUCAGUUAAUUUUCUUGCAAAGCUUUUAUAUUCAGGCAACCUAUUUUCUUUGGUUUCCACAUUUACGAUCAACCUGAUGUGCCGUAAUAAAGUGUUUACCAUUUGGUUAUUUUUUGAAAUUUGA